This is a messenger RNA of Linum tenue, 2667 nucleotides long. NCBI's taxonomy places the organism in Eukaryota, Viridiplantae, Streptophyta, Magnoliopsida, Malpighiales, Linaceae. The record is from the annotation of a GenBank genome assembly.
AGAGAAUUUGGUCCCCAAUGCAUGCUUUUCUGUACUUUUUGCUCCCUUGUUUUCUACUGUGUUGCCAAAUGGCCCAUGAAGAGACAAAGAAGUUAAGGAAAGUAACUUGCUCGCAAGUCCCAAUAGGGGAAGGAGAAGAUUGGGGAAUUUUCGGCCAUAGAAGCACAAAUACAAAUGCACUGAGAACUGGAGGUUGAAAAUGAAGUUGAGGUUGCAGACACAGUACUAGUAACUGAUCUCAAUUCUCAGCCGUCGGUUCCCAUGUGUGGUUCUAAACAAUUGAGCUGAAAACUUUGGCUCCAAAAUUGCCACUCCCAUCACUUUGCCUUGACAACCCUCACCAGUGCCACCAAUCGCUCUUCUUCAUCCCAAGUUCCCCAACCUUCCUCUCCAAAAAGGAAACAAAGAAACAUAAAAGGGUAACCAAAUUUCACUUCGUUUUGGCAGAAAACCUAAAAGCAGGCGGAAGAAUGCAAAUUCAAACCCUGCUCCAUUAUUCCUCUUCCACUCCAUUCCACCCCCUAAACCCAAAAGUUUCAAUCUUUACCAAAAGCCCAUGUAGGGUUUACUCUCAUAGGAUCUUGCAAUUGCGGCACCCGCCUUUGCUUUCUUCAACUUCACGCAGUUUAAGGUCAAGACAUAGGCUUUUGACAUGCUGCAUUAGCCCAGACCAAGAACUCGUCCAUGACGUGGUUGGGGAGGUUGCAAGUGAAGUUGUUUCAGUUGUUCAAUCGUCCGAGGAAGAACGCGAAGCGGUGAGUGGGAAAGGGGCUGGAUUGGAGAGCCAGAGCUUGUGGGAGCAAAUGAAAGAGAUUGCGAUUUUCACAGGGCCUGCAGCUGGAUUAUGGCUUUGUACCCCAUUGAUGAGCCUGAUUGACACUGCUGUUAUUGGUCAAGGAAGCUCUGUUGAGCUUGCUGCUUUGGGUCCUGGGACAGUUAUGUGUGACAACUUGAGUUAUCUGUUUAUGUUUCUUGCCAUUGCUACUUCAAACAUGGUUGCAACUUCUCUUGCCAAAGAGGAUAAAGAAGAAGUUCAAUACCAGCUGUCAGUGUUGCUCUUUAUUGGCCUGACUUGUGGCGUCAUGAUGUUUCUCUUCACCAAGUUCUUUGGCUCAUAUGUUUUAGCAGCUUUUGCCGGUUCAAACAAUUCCCACGUUGUACCUAUAGCAAAUACUUAUGUCCAGGUCCGCGGCUUGGCAUGGCCAGCAAUUCUUAUUGGAUGGGUUGCUCAAAGUGCAAGCCUUGGAAUGAAGGAUUCUUUAGGGCCAUUGAAGGCACUGCUGGCUGCAACCGCUGUAAAUGUAAUCGGCGAUAUAGUUCUCUGUUCAUUUCUUGGAUAUGGCAUAGCAGGUGCAGCAUGGGCAACAAUGGCUUCACAAAUCGUUGCAGCUUAUAUGAUGAUGGAUUCACUGAAGAAAAAGGGGUAUAAUCCAUAUUCUAUCAGUGUUCCAUCGAUUGAUGACCUUGUGAAGAUAUUCGGGCUGGCUGGUCCAGUAUUUGUUAUGAUGAUGUCCAAGGUGGUUUUCUACUCGCUCCUUGUGUACUUCACUACAUCUAUGAGCACACUCACCUUGGCAGCUCAUCAGGUUGCGAUUCAAGCAUUCCUGAUGGGCACAGUCUGGGGAGAGCCGCUUUGUCAAACUGCACAAUCCUUCAUGCCUGAACUGCUCUUUGGAAUGAACCAAAAUUUUUCAAGGGCUAGGAUGCUGCUGAAAUCGCUGAUGAUCACUGGUACAAUUCUUGGAGUAUCAUUGGGGGUUCUCGGAACUUGUGUUCUUUUGUUCUUCCCCAAUAUCUUCACCCCUGAUUUGGAGGUCAUAAGAACGAUGCACAAAGUUCUGAUUCCAUAUUUUCUUGGGCUUUCUAUAACACCUUGCAUUCUCAGUCUUGAAGGCACAUUGCUGGCGGGAAGGGAUCAGAGAUAUCUUGGCCUGACAAUGAGUGGAUGCUGUACUGUGGGUACAUUAGGACUAAUGUUCGUUACCAGCAGAGGCUACGGCUUGCUGGGCAUCUGGUUCACAAUAGUUGGUUUCCAAUGGGUAUGGCUCUCUAAUAAUAAAGACAUCCGGACAACAUGACAUUCUUCUCCACGAUAUGAUUUCUGCAACUCAUUUUGUGGGUUUCUUUUUCUUCUGUUUUGAACUUUAUGCAGGCUCGAUUCUUCCUAGCACUCCAACGCCUUCUUUCACCGAGCGGCAUGCUUUUCUCUGAGCAGCAGUUGAGUCUCUAUGAAGUGAAGGAGUUGAAAGCUGCUUAGCUUUGUUUUUUAUAUGAAAAAUAGUCUUGGACUUAGCCUACAAGUCAUUUGUAAAUAUACUGAUGAUCAAAAGUUCUUUACCUUGUUGGCUUGUCCAGAAAUACAGUUAUGGCUCCCAUCUCAACUUAGUUGCCUGAAUACAAGGGGAAAUGAUUUCUUACACAAUGAAGCAAACACGAGGACGAAGAUCUAAGAUGUAGAUUUUUACAUCUCAUUCAAUUGGCUCAAGUACAUGAUAUAUCACGAGGCAAAUUCCUGAAUACCCUCUCUUAUACAGAAUCAGUUGUGCAAAAACCAAGAUCCACAAGGUAACAGAAAGCUUAAUCUAAACAUAGACGCAAAAAUUUGAAAAUAAAGUGGUAUUUGAAAAUACCUAACCUCAUGUCCGUUUGCUAGACCGCCAAUACUCU